Molecule: messenger RNA, 4667 nt
Organism: Zalophus californianus (California sea lion)
Lineage: Eukaryota; Metazoa; Chordata; Mammalia; Carnivora; Otariidae
Gene: GIMAP8
Product: GTPase, IMAP family member 8
Exons: 5
Coding region: 867-2921 (684 amino acids)
Cellular component (GO): endoplasmic reticulum
Molecular function (GO): GTP binding; ATP hydrolysis activity
Source: RefSeq, a predicted model, not a curated record
GCUGCAGGAUGGGAAAGUUCCGGAGCUCUUUGCACAACAACGAAUGUACUUGAGGCUCCUGAACGGUGCACUUAAAAAUAGUUAAGAUGGUAAAUUUAUGUAAUGUUAUGCCUGCGUUGGCCUUUUUAAAAAACCAUAAUAAAGUAAGUUUUUUAUUCAGUGUUCGACUGCCUUCUGCAGCAGGGAGCUUUCCCAAACUAUUAGCGCUCACAAAAAGGGUUUCGUUUAUAAACCAUUGGAAAGCAUGGAAGCUCUAGCAUUUCAAAUGUCUUACUAGCGCUAAGAAGGAACCUCUUGGCCUGGGAAGCAGAGCGCUCCCCAGAUCGGGUUGGAGGGUCCCCCUGGAGGGGUGUGAGGAAUUGUUGGAGGUGGGGGUGGGAGAAAGAAAACAGCGGCUUCCCGGUUUCCGCAGUCUUGGGAAGGGGUCUCGGAGCCAGGGCGGUGGAGAUCACUUGGAGAAGAACCGCCUGCUGGGCGCCGUCCCCGCGCUGGCCUGGCUCAGCUUCUGCAGGCGCCACGACGCCCGUCCCGGGGACGGGGACCCCUGCACAACGAUCCUCUCGGCGGACCCUCCCGAAGCUCGGCUUGGGCCCCACCCCGGGCGCCGCAGCCCCAGACCGAGCCUCCGCUCUCCCGUCCCCACUUGCCUGCCCUUGGGUCGGCGGCCGCGCGAACCUGGCACCCGUGCUAACUCCACCCCCCAACCCACCCGACGGCCUGUGUGCGUCCCGUUUGCCCAUCAGCCCAGCAACUUCUUCCGGCUCGGAAGUACAGUUUGUCAGAAGGAUCCCGCCCCUGCCGCGCCGGGUUCGCCGUUGCUUUCUCUCCACACUGCCCGCGGGGACCUCAGCGACUUCUCCGGAGCCAUGGAGCCUGAGACGCCCCCGGGGACGGGAUCGAGCAGAACCAACGGGAGCCCAUGUCAGCAGAGGGAGCCCGGCUGCCCCAUGCAGGAACUGAGACUUCUCCUCUUAGGGAGCAGUGGUGCGGGGAAAAGUGCCACAGGAAACACGAUUCUGGGCAAAACCGUGUUUGUGUCCAGCUGUAGUGGCCAGAUGGUGACAAAAAGGUGCGAGAGAAUGAGCGGGGCCACGGGAGAGCGGAAGGUUGUGGUCAUUGACACCCCCGACCUUUUUUCCUCCCUGUCUUGUGCCGAAGACAAGCGACGCAACAUCGAACACUGCUUGGAGCUCUCUGCGCCCAGCCUCCACGCCCUGCUGCUGGUCAUUCCCAUUGGCCAUUAUAAGGUGGAGGACAAAGAGGCAGUCAGGGGCAUCCAUGAGUUGUUUGGAGCCGAAGCCAAGAGGUAUAUCAUUAUUGUCUUCACUCGGGAGGAUGACUUGGAGGAUGUCUCUCUGCAAGAUUACAUCGAAGGGGAGGAGUGCCUCACCGAGCUGGUUGAAAACUAUGGAGGCCGAUACUGCGCUCUGAACAACAAGGCAAGCGAGGAGGAGCGGGCCCAUCAGGUGAAGGGGCUCCUCUGCCAAGUCCAGAAUUUGGUGGAUGAAAAUGGAGGACCAUAUAUUGUGAACUUCAGAAAUGAAGGCAGCGGAUUCCUGUAUUGUGUGAAUGAAGCCACGUCUCAGAAGGAGGACAAGCCGCAUGGGCAAGAGGAGAAGGCGCUUCAGGCCCCAGGAUGCAAGCCGGAACCUGGGCCGUCCAAACUGAAGGUCUUGCUUGUGGGCAAGCGCGGAGCUGGGAAGAGUACAGCCGGGAACCACCUUCUGGGGAAGCGACAGUUUGAGACCAAAUUCAGCGAAGAGUCAGUCACCCAGAGGUUUGUGUCUGGAAGCAGAAUGUGGAGAGAGAAGAAAGUUGUGAUCCUCGAUACUCCAGACAUCUCGUCUUCAAAGGACAUUAGAGCAGAGCUCCAGAGACAUUACUUUGGGCGCCCCCACGCCUUCCUGCUGGUGACGCCGCUGGGCUCCUUCGCCGAGAAAGAUGAGGCGGUACUGGACACCAUCCGGGGCAGUUUUGGAGACAAAUUCGUGCAGUACCUGGUCAUUCUCCUCACCAGGAAAGAAGACCUAGGGGAUCAGGAUGUGGAGAUGUUCCUGAAAAACAGAAAUAAAGCUCUCUACAAGCUCAUCAAGGCGUGCAAAGACCGGUUCUGCGUCUUCAACUACCGAGUGACUGGGGAAGAAGAAGAGCACCAGGUGGACAAGCUCCUGGAAACAGUUGAGAGCAUGGUGCAGCAGAAUGGGGGCAAGCCCUGCAGCUUCAGAGGGGAAGAUGCCCUGAGCAUUGUCCUGGUGGGGAGCAGCGGCACUGGGAAGAGCGCCACCGGAAACACCAUUCUCGGGAACCUCGACUUCUGCUCUCAGUUCCAAGCGCAGCCGGUCACCCAGACGUGCCAGAGCAGCAAGAGGAUGUGGGGCAGGCUGCAGGUGGUGGUUGUGGACACGCCCUCGCUCUGCCUGAUGACCAGUGCCGAGGGGCGUCGGUUCCCUCUGGAGGAGGAGGUCAGACGCUGUUUGUCCUGCUGUGAGGAAGGGAACAAGGUUCUGGUUCUGGUGUUCCAGCUGGGACGGUUCACUCAGGAGGACAAAAGGGCAGUGAAGGACUUGGAGAGCAUCUUCGGAGAGGAAGUUUUGCAGUACACAAUCGUGCUAUUCACUCGGAAGGAGGACCUCGAGUCAGGGGACCUUAGAGACUAUGUCCAGAACACAGAUAACAACACUCUUAAGAACAUCAUUAACAAGUGUGGGGGGCGAGUCUGUGCUUUUAAUAACAGAGAAACGGGCCAAGCCAGGGAAAACCAGGCAGUAGAGCUUCUGAAAAUGGCUAAUGAGCUGAUAAAGAGCCACGGAGGGCAGGGAUACCCCCACGAAUGGGAGAAAGUCAGCAAAAUCAUUAAAAAUGCCCAGGAAAAGUCCAAGCCCAGAAAAUUGCUGAGGCAUUUAAAAGACACUUUAUUAUAGGCAGCUGACGUGCCUGGGGAUCUCUCUAAGGUAGAGACACCCUCACUUGGGAACGGGGUGUGGUAGGAUUUCUGGGAUGGGAGGGGGCUCCAGCACGCUGAGGGCUUGGCAGGUGUGUGCAGCUCAGCCUGUGCUGCGGUAGCUUUUUGUGGGUAAAUGAAUCAUCAGGCUGGGGCAGGGGAUUGAUUCUAAAGGAGAAGGAAGAAAUUAGGUGGGGAAAUCUGGAAAGAGGCUUCAGAGCUUGGGUGGUUUUGGGGGCCAGAACUAAGUCACAUGAAUCACCAUGCCUGUGUAUGUAGAGUGGCAUCAGGACAGACACCGCGACCAAGGCCAAGGCCAGCCUGCGGUCAAAUACAGAGACCUACCCAAGGAUCAGGGGAUCCAGAUCCAUGAGAGCAGAGCAGUGAGCAGUGUCCCGCCAACUCCUGGCAUGGCAGAACGGAGAAGCCGGACUCACGUGGGUCGCCACGUGCCCCGGGCUGCUUGCCUGGCCUGCUGCCCGCCCCCCGCUCCCCCCGCCCUCCUCGGGGCUGCCUUGGCACCACUGGGAUAGGACUCGGGGCCAGCAUGUUCCUUUCCUUACAGGGUGGCUAUUCCAAGGCUGAAUAGAAAGUGCGACCCAGUCUACUCUUCUUUCUUGUCCCUUAGGAAAUGAACAUGAGUCUGGGAGGUUUGAAAAGAAUUUAUUGCUAACCAUCGCAGUGAAAUAGAGUAGAACAAAAAUCAGACACAUGGUGAAAUUGCCAAUUAGCCAAUUGGUGCUUACCAAUUGGCUAAUUGGUGAUUAGCCAAUUUUGCAAAGUUCCAGAAUUCUAAGUAGAAGUCUCGAUCACCUCUAGAAAAGUUUAUCGAAAACUCCUUUGCACUGGGUAAUGGACACUGGGGAGGGUAUGUGUUGUACCGAGCACUGGGUCUUAUAUGAGACUGAUGAAUCAAUGACCUGUACCCCCUGAGACAAAUAAUACAUUAAAUGUUAAUUAAUUGAAUUUAAAUAAAUAGAUACACAAAAUUUUUAAAAAAGAAAACUGCUUUGCACUUUUCUCCUUUUUUAAUCCCUGAGAGUUAGAAAUUAGGGUAACGCUCAUAGAACUCAAGUAAUAAUGUCUUGAACACACUAAGGGCUUAUUGUGUCUCAAGUCAGGAAGUCCAAGGGGAAGCAGUCCGAGGCUGGUGUGGCCUCCACGCUUAUGGUCACUUCUCGGGUCCAGGUGUGGUGGUUUCUGCCAAGGCCGAGCAGAUGGUAUUGAGGGCUGCCUGGUGUGGGCGAUAUACGAGGCGAGAAUUAUGGAGUCUUCUCCCAGGUAGGUGCGGUCAGAUGUUAUCACUGUUAACCAUUUUGUGUAUGCUUUGAGGGCAGGAUCUAUGUCAUCUGCUUUUGUCUUUUCAAAUUAUCCAUUGCCGGGGCGCCUGGGUGGCUCAGUUGGUUGAGCGACUGCCUUCGGCUCAGGUCAUGAUCCUGGAGUCCCGGGAUCGAGUCCCGCAUCGGGCUCCCUGCUCAGCAGGGAGUCUGCUUCUCCCUCUGACCCUCCCCCCUCUCGUGCUCUCUAUCUCUCAUUCUCUCUCUCUCAAAUAAAUAAAUACAAUCUUAAAAAAAACCAAAUUUUCCAUUGCCUUCAAGUUUAACCCAUUUAUCAGAGCAUGGACUGUCACCAUUAAUACUGUUGUACUCUCCAUAACCCUAAAUAUGACAAAUUCUGGAUAAGGGGUGUAUAAAUAUAUUGGGUUGAAUGAAGUAAUAAAGGUGAA